This is a messenger RNA of Gastrolobium bilobum, 1777 nucleotides long. RefSeq lists its product as uncharacterized. The transcript is spliced from 11 exons. NCBI's taxonomy places the organism in Eukaryota, Viridiplantae, Streptophyta, Magnoliopsida, Fabales, Fabaceae. The record is from RefSeq and is a predicted model, not a curated record. The coding region runs from base 84 to 1631 and encodes 515 amino acids.
AAGAGCACCUCAUCUUCUACCUCGAGCACUGUGGAUUGCUCAUCACACUCUGAGAACCAAAAAAGCCAAUCAACCAACAAACAAUGAUGAUCAUCGAGCCUCCCAUCGCCGUCCGGUUCAACGUCGGCGCCGCAGCUCGCUCCGCCGCCGGCGCACUUCAUAACCGUUCAAUGUGGAGCGCGGAUGACGUUAACGGCGCCGGUUAUGUUGCGUCGUGCCGGCUUGCUUGUAGCUGCGGUUUCGACGUGCCUUGGGUAAGAAGUAAAAAAUACACUGGCGCUCCCUUCACGAGAAGAAACAAACUUGCAAAGAAUAGAAUCCGAGCAUCAUCAGAGAAUCUGGGCUCAGCUCAGGAUCCUAUUAAGAAAGAUGAGAAGGCAUCCUAUCAUCCAUUUGAAGAAAUUGCUGCAUCAACAUCAGAGAAAAGUGGAGAUGCUAGACUCACUGCAGCAGAAACAAGUAGAACAAUUAUUGAGGUCAACAGCAAAGCAACACUAAUGUUCUCAAGUUUGAUUGAUGAAGAAUUUGAUGAAAAUAUUAUUUGGCCAGAUUUGCCUUAUUUGACUGAUGAACAUGGAAAUAUAUACUUUCAAGCGAAAAACGGUGAAGAUGUUUUGCAAUCCUUAACUUCAGAAAAUAAGUUUGUGCAAGUCAUUGUUGGUGUGGAUACCAUGGAAAUGAUCUCCGAGAUGGAUUUAUCUGGUCCUUCAGAAAUUGACUUCGGGAUUGAAGAAAUUGAUGAUCAAGAUACUGAUGAUUUAGAUGACAGCGAUGAAGAGGAAGAAGAUGAAGAUGAGAACGAGGAUUCUGACACGGAAUGGGUGGCUGUUCUUUCAGAUGAGGAUGAGCAAGAAGACUCUGAUGAAACACUUGCAGACUGGGCAAAAUUGGAGACUAUGCAAUCUUCUCAUCCGAUGUUUUUUGCCAAAAAGUUGGCUGAGAUUGCUUCAGAUGAUCCAAUUGAUUGGAUGGAGCAGCCUCCAGCUUGUGUAGCUAUCCAAGGGGUUAUAAGACCUGCUUUUGUUGAAGAACAUUCUACAAUACAGAAGCAUCUAUCUGCCAGUCAAUCCAGUAAUACUGACAUGAGUAAAUCCUUAGAAAAUAAAGGGGAAAAUAUUGGUGCGAUUAAUGGUCAUGUGCAUGAUUCAGGGUCAUUUGUAGAUAAUGCAGCAAAACAGGUGGAGAAUAAUGGGAAUAGUGAUAUCCCCUUUAAUGAGACUUCAUUUUACAAAUUGGAGAUGGUUAAGAUUCAAGUGUUUUCAGCACAUGGAAAUCCUACUGUCCUUGAAUUAGAAGACUACAUGAAAGCUCAACCUGAUGCUAUUGCACACUCAGCUUCCAAAAUCAUAUCUCGUUUGAAAGCUGGUGGAGAAAAGACCUUACAAGCCCUUAAGUCUCUGUGUUGGAGAUGCAAGGGUAUUCAAGUGGAGGAGGCACAACUUUUCUGUAUAGACUCCCUUGGGUUUGACCUAAGGGUUUGUUCAGGAACUCAAGUUCAAACUCUGAGAUUUGCAUUCAAGAAAAGGGCCACGUCAGAGUACAGUGCUGAGAGACAACUCAAUGAUUUAUUGUUUCCGAGAAUUCCCCCAAAGCAGCAAAAAAUGAAGCAGACAAAUCAAAAUGAAUGUUAAAGUUGUUUAAGUGUAAUAUCUGGCGUGAUUUUUGUAUGGCUUUUAUGCUUUUGGCCAAUGAUUGUGUAUAGAAGUGAAAUGCAGGGGAAAAGAUCCCUUGCAGAUGCCAAUCAGGUUUAUGUAAUUUUCAUUAAAUUUAAUCAAUA